AUGGGACAUACUGUUUUUGAGCCACAGUUCUUCAAGAUUACGGAGCUAAAAGAAAAGGUGGGUAUGGUUCAGCUAAUAGAAAAUACAAAAGUUCCUGUUACGUUCAAUCAGCUGAUGAAAAGUGAAGAUGCUUUUACUCAUAUUUUUGUAUUUGAUGAAAAAUCAAUUGAAGUGCCAAGCCUUAUUGCAUUUUGUCGGUAUUUCAAGAUAGAACUGUACAAAUUGUGCCCAGACGACAUCAGAGAAAUGAAGAGUAAAAUCAAACACUCACAGAUUGUUUGUAUUCCGGCUGGUUUUCCUGGAACUGAAAAGCUAAAAACUAUACUUGGAAGCUUGAAAAGCACGAAGAUAGCCGAGGGUAUUUGUAAGAUUAGAAUAUAG
Messenger RNA from Vittaforma corneae ATCC 50505, 381 nucleotides. RefSeq lists its product as uncharacterized. The record is from RefSeq and is a predicted model, not a curated record. The coding region runs from base 1 to 381 and encodes 126 amino acids. The transcript has a single exon. NCBI's taxonomy places the organism in Eukaryota, Fungi, Microsporidia, Nosematidae.